Bipolaris sorokiniana ND90Pr is the source of this 1615-nucleotide messenger RNA. RefSeq lists its product as uncharacterized. The coding region runs from base 207 to 1487 and encodes 426 amino acids. Gene Ontology annotation, molecular function: monooxygenase activity; FAD binding. The record is from RefSeq and is a predicted model, not a curated record. The transcript has 4 exons. NCBI's taxonomy places the organism in Eukaryota, Fungi, Ascomycota, Dothideomycetes, Pleosporales, Pleosporaceae.
CCUGAAUCCGUGGGCUAGGAGGUCGCGUGAGGGGCAUCAAGGUUGGAGAGGAUAUCAAGAGCCCGUAGGCCAAUUUUAAUCGUUAAGUUCAUGCUUUAGAGCUGCGAACAUUUGCUUCAACAUCGCAUCAGCGGAUCUUUACCACUGCUGGAGCUCAAUCAUAUUUCAAUUUGCAGCGACCCUUCAGAUAAACACCACAAGACACCAUGACUCAACCAGGAUGGCGCGCGCUCAAUGUGGGCAUCAUUGGCGGAGGGAUUGGAGGUCAGGCAUCUGCCAUUGCCCUUCGACGGCAAGGGCACAUUGUGACAAUCUACGAACGCGCAGAUUUCGCGGGAGAAGUUGGAGCCUCCAUAUCCUGCGCUGCAAACGGCACAAGGUGGCUCGAGGAAUGGGGAGUGAACAUUGAACUUGGUGACCCGGUAAUCCUAAGGCAGCUCAUUAGCCGCGACUGGAAGACUGGCGAACCGGCGAGUGUCUACGACCUUCAUGACUACAAGGAAAAAUGGGGCUAUAACUACUACAUGUUCCACCGGCAGUACAUGCACGCCAUGCUUAUGGAUAGUGCGGUUGGCCAGCGUGGAGAAGGCGUGCCCGCAAAACUCAAAGUUAAUCACAAGGCCAAAGACGUGAACCUCGAAACUGGCGAGGUCACAUUCGAGAACGGUGUCACGGCCAAACACGACGUCAUUAUCGGCGCUGAUGGCAUUGGUUCGACUGUUCGGAAUGUACUUGGCAUCAAAGUCGACAAGGUCCCAGCAUCCUGGAGCUGCUUGCACACCAACGUAGACACUGAUGAAGCUGUCAAGCUCGGGCUGGUCGACUACUCAAAGAACGCUGCAAUCGAAUACUGGGGUGGGUAUCACUCGCACUACAAGAUUGUCCUUUCGCCUUGUAAUGGUGGAAAACUUCUCUCUUACUACUGCUUCUUCCCGCGUGAAGCGGGUGACUUCCAGAAUCAAUCUUGGGAUGAGGCUGCCACGCUCCCAGAGUUGCUCGCGCCAUAUCCAGACUUGGACCGCCAGGUCUUCAAGCACUUGGAAAUUGGCUAUGAGAUCCGACCAUGGAGGCUUUGGAAGCACCAGCCGUACCCGUACUGGCAGAAAGGAGUAGCCUGCAUCAUUGGAGAUGCCGCACACCCGAUGAUGCCUGAUCAGAGUCAGGGAGCCUGCCAGUCCAUCGAGGACGCCGGAGCUCUUGGUACAAUUUUCAGCAAGAAGAACUUCAACGGCAACAUUCGCGAGGCUCUUGAAGUUUUCGAAGAGGUCAGAAAACCGAGAGGAACAAAGGUGCAGGCGGCCUCGGCGCGAGCGAGUGAGAACAUACACGAGCGCAUUGGCUUCUCUAGCAACAAGCAAGAUCCUCACUACACCGUCCAGGAUGAGAAAAACAAACUCACAAUUGAGGAGAUGAACACGUACGAUAUGCACAAAGACGUGGCGGAGAAACUGGCUGCUCGAAGGGGUACGAACGGAAUCAAGGCUUAGGGAGUUUUGGGGCGAUUCGCAGUGUACUAUCUUGGUCAUGUUCAGUACUUUUGUAGAUUCCGAAAACCUCGAUGGCAACCAUGGACAAGAUUAGAUCCAAUGUCUCAACAUGAACCGGAAGAGUCGAU